CCACCUCUGAAGCAUCUUUCAGUUUGAAUCCACCUGUUGAGCGCGUGAGACACACGAAAAACCUAUUUCCUUAGUCAAAAGACUAGUAUAGCCACGCCUAAUAGAAACCAUGUCAAAUCUUUUGGAUCAGGUGAAUCCGGAGCUGCUGCGUACGUACGCUUUCUGGAGUGUGAUUCUGGUGGCAAAAAUGCUGCUAAUGUCGCUAUUCACCACGAUGACGCGCAUCAGAAAAAUGGCGUUCAUCAAUCCCGAGGAUGUCAAAUCGAUUAGCCCCAAGCUGAAGCCCAAAGUUGACGAUCCGGAUGUGGAACGAGUGCGCAGGGCCCAUCGUAACGACUUGGAAAACAUUUUGCCCUUCUUCGUGGUGGCAUUCCUGUACCUGUUGACCAAUCCGGACCCGUGGUUGGCCACUCAGUUGAUCCGUGCUGCAGCAGCAGGUCGAAUCGUGCACAGCCUUGUCUACGCCGUGAUGCCAGUGCCACAACCAGCUCGACUUUUCAGCUUCGGAGUUACGCUGCUGGUGACCGUCUACAUGAUCGUCCAAUGCGCGCUCUACUUCAUGUGAACACGUUUUACGAGUUCCUCGAACGAUUCAUAGAAAAUAGCUAAUAAACUUAUAUUCUCUGAAUAAUCACAAAAUGUUUCAACAAUAUAACACAAUCUUAACCGAUUUACGCCACGCAGGGCUGGUAGCGAAAAGUGGUGCUAAAAA
Molecule: messenger RNA, 712 nt
Organism: Aedes aegypti (yellow fever mosquito)
Lineage: Eukaryota; Metazoa; Arthropoda; Insecta; Diptera; Culicidae
Product: microsomal glutathione S-transferase 1
Exons: 4
Coding region: 110-565 (151 amino acids)
Cellular component (GO): membrane
Source: RefSeq, a predicted model, not a curated record